CAGCUGCACGAGCUGACCAGACACCAUAACUUUCAAGUGCAUCUCGGACGAAGAGGUAGAGCGACUUCUGAUAAAGUUUUUCAAGUUUUAUUUUAACGACAAGCUGUUUCUUACAGAUCCCAUCAUGGACAACAUUCGGAAAGUGCACUUCCGGAAUGUGGGAAAGAGUUACUUCCCUCAGACCAGAGUGGAAUGUCACUACAAGCUAACCAGCGAUCACACAUGGGACGGCCAUGACUGGAUUGGCCUUUUCAAGAUGGGCUGGUCUACAGUGAAGGAGUACUACACUUAUGUGUGGGCCCUGGUGCCAGAAGGCUACAUUGAGAGACGUGAUACUGACUGCUGUGUCCAAUUCCAGACCUCCUACCUGCCCAAACCUGGCGCAGACCUGUACCAGUUUGUGUAUGUGGACGCCAGGGGUGAAGUGUGUGGCGUCAGCCCACCCUUCCUGUUCGCUACCCCUGGAGCCCUCGAUGAGCUGGUGACCCUGGAGAAUGAGAGAAGCGGGGAGGAGGGGGCAGGCGAGGACCUACUGAUGGUGGUGCCCAAAGCCCAGAUCCUGCAGGGCCACCUGGAGGAAUGCCAGAGGGAGCUGCAGGAGCUGAAGCUCGCCGUGGAGGAGAGCGGCAAGGAGAAGGAGCAGGAGCGGGAGAGGUGUGACCAAGACAGACAGGAGCUGACGCGAGAGAGGGAUGAGAUGAAGGACGAGAUCAGCGAACUCAUGGAGGGCCUGAAGCACCAGCGGGAAGAACUGGAGCAGAUAGAGCUCAAACUCAAGGACGCACAGAGCUCACAGCAGAACAUGUCAGCCGAGCUGCUGGACCUGCUGAAGGAGCGCACGGAGCAGCAGCAGCAAAUCAGGGAGCUGGCCGACGACAACAGUGUCCUGACGCAGCAGAAGAAGCAGGCCGAGGCCGAGCUGGAGAGGACCAAGGAAAGAGUGAAAAAGUUGACGAUGCAGAGGAAGGACGAAGAGGAGGAGAAGAAGACACUGAAGGACGAGAGCCAGGCUGCUCAGAGCGAGAUCCGGCAGCUGCGGGAGCGUCUGGAAGCCAGCGAGCGCUCGACCGAUGUGCUGCGGCGCGAGCUGAGCGAGCUGGGAAGCCUGCAGGGCCACAGCCACGCAGAGCUGCACCAGACGCGCAUGCAGCUGGCACAGGUCAACCUGCAGCUCUCCCAGGCCAACCUGGCCCUGCGCGAGGGGGAGGCCACCUGGGCCCAGGAGAAGGAGCAGCUCAGGCAGAGUGCAGAGCUGGAUCAAGAGCGUAUUCAGAAGCUGUCUCGUGAGCUGCAGCGCAAGGAGGAGUGGCUUCAGGAGGAGAGGGCUGAGCGCGACAAACUGGAGGCAGAGCUCGGAGGCGAAAACUAUUCCAACCGGGCUCAGCUGAGUGAUGCACGUAAGGAGGUCCAUGAGCUCAAGGCCAGUUUGAAAGAAGCUCAGAAGGAGAGCAAGCAGCAGCUGCUGGAGAAAGAGGUUCUGCUGGAGCAGGUCAGGGAGCUUGAGAAGAGGCUGGACCUCGAGGCUGAGACGAAGUGGUUUGAGGCUGCUUCGGUCGCUGCAGCCCCACAAGACAUCACAGACGUCACACCCUGUGAAGAGGAAGAGGAAGAGAAGCAGAAGCAGAAGCAGGAGGAGGAGGAGGAGGAGGAGGAAGUGUAUGAAACCCCUGAGGCCCCCCAGGCGGAGGCCGACACCUGUGAGGACGUAGCCCAGACAGAGCCUCCAGUCCUGGCCGAGCCCGAGGACAAACCCUGCAGGGUGGUGGAGAUCAACCAGCUGGUCCCUGCCCACACAGCCCCAGAGGAGGACAGAGAGUGCUGGGAGGACUCAAUUCCAUAUAUCCGAUACGGUGAGCUGGAUAACAGUUACGAGGAGAACUGUUCUGAAGAGAACCGUUCCGAGGAGAACUGUUCUGAGAACUGUGGGGAGAGAUGUGCUGAGGAAAGAUGUGCCGAGUUCACAUUCCCCACAGAGCCCAUCCUGAGUUAUCUCUCGGAAUAUCCCCAGUGGUAGGAGCUGGCAGAACGUCUUUUCUAAGACAUGCCAUGGGGUAAAAAUAUCCCCAAUAAGAGUGUGCAAUGUGCCUUUUUUUUCCGAAGUGAUAUCACAGAGACUGUAUUUGAGUGUGUAAAUGAGUUUCUAAAAUCUCUGAAGUUCCAUGGUUAAGUGUGUGGUUGUGUAGAGUUGUUUAUAAUAUACCUGAUUUUGUAUUUUGUAUUUGAUAUUUUAUUAUUUUCUUAUAUGCCACAUGGUGUGCUAAUUAUUAAUGAAAAACAAAAACACAAAAACAAAAACAAAAUCUUUAAUGAAUUGGGUUGAAGUUUCAUAAGUAUUCAUGCUAAAGUCAUUAGAGGGGCGGUGUAAUAAAAAAAAAAAAACUUGAAUAUGUACCAGAGAAAGGUUUUCCAAAUGCUCCCUGCCUAUCAAUCGAACUCAGGAUUGGACAAAGACAUUUGUAUUACUAGUCUCUGAUUUUCCAGUUUUCAAGUGAAAUAUAGAUUAGUGUGAUGAGUGUUUGCAUGUUGAGUUAGAGAUUUGAGUGCAUCAUGUAUAAAUAAAUGCAUUAGUGACUUAUAUAUUUAAACUGUAUCACAUGCAGUUCCUUGGAUGUGUGUGUCCUUAAGUGUAUUUUUACUCACUUUGAGUCUUGGUAAUAAAAUGUUGUCUGUUUACCAAUU
Messenger RNA from Sardina pilchardus (European sardine), 2679 nucleotides. Its product is annotated as calcium-binding and coiled-coil domain-containing protein 1-like. The transcript is spliced from 14 exons. Bases 125 to 2014 code for a protein of 629 amino acids. Gene Ontology annotation, biological process: positive regulation of transcription by RNA polymerase II. Gene Ontology annotation, molecular function: transcription coactivator activity. NCBI's taxonomy places the organism in Eukaryota, Metazoa, Chordata, Actinopteri, Clupeiformes, Clupeidae. The record is from RefSeq and is a predicted model, not a curated record.